UCUCGCGGCGGUCACGCAUUUUUACUCGUCUUGAAUUUUCAACGUGCAAUCCCGCAGUUAAUUUAUAAAUCGCGUGAUCUAGCCAUAUAUGAUAAUUGUGAGCUAGUUCCCGCGAACUAUCCAAAAAGAUUAGAAAAAAUAACGUCUAUUCCCGGCUUAGAAGACACACCGGGCGACCGUUGCUUCAUAGACUUGCUCCGUAAUUUUCAUUCAUUUAUAUACGUGCAGCAUGGUAGCGACGCACCGUUCCUCUUGACACUUCCAAAACAUUUCGCGUUUAACCUAAAACGCAACGUGAAUCGCAGUCCCGCAAGACGUAACGAACUUAUCAUCAUGCAAUCUAGAAAUUGUUAACAAUUGAUUUUUCAACUGGCUGAUUUUGUCGGAUUAAUCAAGAAAAAUGAGUACACUCAAAGAAACCAUUAUUGAGGAAAUUGCUUUGGAGGGCUUAGAUGGCAUAACGCUCGAAGCAUUAUGGCUUCGUUUAUCUAUGGCAUUAAAGCUCACACUCCCAUUCAAAAGAUUGUUUAAGGAACAAGUUUGGGACAAAUGUAUAAAUGUAUCUAAAUUUAAAUUUUACAAAUUAAAAGAGGCAAGAGAUAAGCUAGUGAUAUUUGAUAACUAUGAACUAGAGUACCUGAAUGUCGACUCCAAUCAGAAUUUUGAGCAAAAAGACAUCUAUCCUCACUUUCCUAUCAAAGAUAAAGGAGUCAGAGGCUCAUGUUCAACUUAUUCUACUCGAGAAGACAUAACUAGUUUGGUAAAAAAAUUAAAAUUAUCUGAAGUAGAAGAAAAAUACCCAGAAACUUUGGUAAUUGUUGCCGAUCAGCCUACACGAGAAAAAGCUCUCUGUACUGAAGGUGUCCAGAACAUUAAAGAUUUAUCACUUACACAUUACUGCUUACUGGAAAGAAUAGGCCGGGCUCGAUGGAUUGGUGAAGUAACAAUUAAGAAAAAUUCGAAUAUCAAACAAGAUGCAAAAGCUAUGUUCUAUAUUAGAAAAACUCUGCAAAAUAGAGGAUUGAUAAAAAAACAAGUUUAUUAUUCAGGAAAUGUUGGCACUCCAUAUAAUGGUCAAAAUGUUGGUACUCUCCUACAUUUGACAAAAUUUUUCAAUAUUAGAAAACCCAAAGUAAUAAUGUGGGCUGAACAUUUGAUAAAUUAUCUAAAAUCUAGACAGAACUGUGCUGCUGAAUACAAUGAAGUCAAAAAUGAGCUUAAUUUAGAGUAUUCUAUAAAAAAAUUUUUCAAAAUUAAUAUGUUACAAAAAAUUUUUAAAACAGAUUUGAAAGUGCCAUAUAGAUCCUACUAUCCUAAUUCUGCAGAAAGUGAAUGGAGGAUAAAAAAUAAUCCAUCGAGAGAAAGAAUUUUAAAACUUGUUACUUUAGCUGAUCCAAAUAUUAAUGUGAAUGAUAUCUGGAAGACAGAGGAAGAUGAUGAUGAUGAGGAUGAGCCUUUUCCAGUAUUAAAUGUAUAUAAACAUAAAUAUAUGGUAGACUUUGUAAAGCAGGCCAACAAUAAAGUAAUUGUUACGGGUGAUAAAGGAAUUAGUCAAACAGAACUUGGAAAAGAAUUAGGUGUUUCUAAGUUAAUAAGUAGAACAUUAACUCGAAACUUAGUUAAAUCCAAUAUGGUAUCUACAUACAUGCAUGAUAGUGGUAGACAACGAACUACUAGAUUUGUUUCUAAAAAAUUGAAAUCUCAAAAUACCCAUAAAUCACAACAACAACAAAUUGAAGAGGAAAUUUUAAAAAUCAAAGAACAUGGUCGAUUAUUGCAAAAUAAUGUUGUAAAAGAAGUACCAGUUGAUGUUAAUCCAAAACGUAGUACUCCAGUUAACAUUUCAAAAAGUAGUACUGAAAAUACUACAUUAGAGAAAAUAAAGGAUAAUGACAUUUCUGAAAGUAAAAUGCCAGUUGUAGAGGCAAAAAAUGAAAAAAUAAUUCUAACUGAUUCUAAUGAUUCCAAUGAUUAUAAUGGUUCCAAUGAUUCUAAUGAUUCUAAUUAUUCUAAUGAUUCUAAAGAUUCCAAAGAUUUUAAUGGACGCAGAGAUCACCGACUGUUUACAACAGUCAAUCAUAUAUUUAAGAAGUACAAAUUAUUCUCUAGUCAUAUGAGAUACAAAUAUACUUCAAAGCAAAAAAGUGUUGGGUUCAGAAAUUCUGAUUUAAAUAAUGUUUCUGAUGAGUCAAAAGAUCUUGAUCAUGCUUCUGUUACGUCUAAUAUCUUUAAAAAUGAAGAUAAAAAUUCUCCUAAUGAUUCUCAAAUAAUUGAGAGCGAUUUAUACAGAAAUAUAGAAACUACACUUAUUGUGCAAAAACCAGAAUGCAAAAAGAAAUCUCAAAAAAAUUGUGUAAAGGGCAUUAUAGAGGAUUUACAAAACACAAAUGGAAAAAGUCAGACUGGGUUUUCAUUAAGAUUGCUGCGUAGAGCUAAUUUGAUAUUAGAUAGUGUCAAGAAGUACACAAUUAUUGAUGAUAUUCAUAAAUUGGUUAAAUACAUUAGUGCAGAAGAAGAAAAAGAAGGUUUAGAAGAAAAAUUAGAUAAAAAUUCGUUGCUUAGAAUUUUACAAAGAUUAGAUGAGGAUAACUUAAUCAAAAAUAUUAAGUUAAUAAUAAAAAAUAAAAAAUUAUCCAGAGUUAAAGUUAUUAAUUUUAUUUGUGAUCCAAGUGUAGAUAUUAACGACUCUAUAAUAUUAUCAGCUGUAGAACAAGCAAAAUUGAAAUUUUGCAUGAGAGGUAGCUACUUAUUAAAGUCAAUAGAGAAUUUCGAAAGAACGUCCAGUUAUUCUAGACGGGAGCAAAAACCAAAAGCUAUUCAUAAAAGUAAUAUGCAUGGGAGACAUUUUGGUUAUAGUCCUAAAUUCAUACGAAUGAAAGAGAUGCACAUAUUUUUGUAUUAUCUUGUUCAUGACCAUCCUGGGAUCUGUUAUCCUAGAGAUGUUUUUCUGGAUAUAUUGAAGAGCGAAAACUUGUCGGUAGAUGAUGAAUUUUUAAAUGAUGUCAAAAAUGUUUAUAGCAAGGAAAUCGGUUGGAAAAUGUUCGUUCCACCUCUACCAGAUCAUAGAGGAUAUCCCAAAGGCUGGUGUCUAAUGUCGGAUGUGCAUUUGAGAAUGCCUUUGUCAAUGUUUGUGAAAUUGCACAACGUCAAUUCAGACGCGGAUGGUCUGAAAGAAUUACUUGACCACCCUAUAAAACGACACAUGUUGGUGAAAGAUGUGCCUACAUCUUUGCGAGAUAUGCUCUACUUCAAACGUCGCUACAUAUUCAGCAUUCACGAGCUCGCUAGUCGCUUGUGUUUCAUCGGCCUCUUGCAAUUUGGUCCGCAAAUGCUGAAAGAAAAAGAUCAAGUAUUUGUCUAUCUGAACCAACACAGUGAACUGCUCGACACAACCUCCUCGGCCGCUGGAUAUCAUCGGGUCGAAGACAAACCUUACCCCGUAACGAAAUUCAAAUUCAGCUCGAUGGCUGUCGUAGAGAGUUACUGGUACGAGAUGUGGAACACGUGCAUCAACACUUGCCUCGGUGGUCGAUCCGUCGUCGAGGGCAAAGAUAUACUUUUGGAAGAUCUGUCGCGUAAACCCGAAAUGUUGAGUUCAUUGAAAUCGCGAGCACCCGGCGAAGCUGAAAAACACGAUAUUGGCUUUGUACCGGGCGAUCGUAAAGGUGCGGCAGGAGUCGAUUCGGCUUUCUUUUCUCACCUCAAGCGUAAUUGGAAUUGGAUUCAGACUGGUCCAAAAGAGUACAAUGAUUCCAAAUCACCAUCGAGUAGAACAUCGAGUUCUCGAUCAGUUUUACCGAGACGCACUGUUCCGGCUAAAAAGCGCAGUAUUUCGAGUAAGCCAGCAGCACUGAGUAUAAAACGCGCGUCAAAGCCUCCAGAGACAAAAGCUCCAUUAUCCACCAAAAAGGCCGUCAAUCUCAAGGAGUUACCAACUAUAUCGUACAGCAAGCCUCCGAAAAUCAUACGCACAGUUUUGCCCCGAAAACCGAUGCGGAAGCGCGUAAAGUACGAUGAAAUUGAUUACAGAGCUCUGCAGCAAAUGGACAAAUUGCGCGUCGAUUGGGAGCAGCACGAAGAUACCAUACUGCUCGUUUGCAAAGUUGCCAUGGUUUAUCUAUGCCCGAAUCCUCGUCGAAACCUCGUCGCCUAUUCGACGAUACGCGAUAUCUUGCGCUCGUACACGUUCAAAUCGAUGAACAAAACUUCACGAGCUUGCCAGCGGCGAUUGCUGUAUAUGCUGAAGCAACAGAAAACCGUGAAUAGCGUUCUUCUGGGCGUUGAAGAGCUGAAGCAAGACCAUUAUGUUAAUAAACGUUUUGGACAACAUAUCGAUCCAGUUCGAGGAGAGAGCGAAGAUCCUGGAGAAUACGAGAAACGAGUAGCAAAAAUUUUCAAGGAUCUCGUGGCUUAUGUAGCUAGAAAAUAUUACAAUAUUUCCAAUAUGGAUCGAAGAGAACCUGUCACUCUUCCCAGGACCGUUCAAGAGUUUAACUUAUAUUACAAGCUGAAAUUGCCAACGAAGACGAUGGUAACUCCCGGUGUUUCCAAAGAAGUCCGGGAAGUCAUUGAUAUCCAUACGGCGACCAUUAAUUCUGUAAUUCACAGUUCUAUGUGCUGCGGAAAAGAAAGACGGUCGUGGGCGUAUCAACUAUUUAAGGUUUACCAGCAAUAUCCGGAAUACCUAUUGAGAAAUGCGAUGCUGAAAAUACGCGCGGAUCAAAUGGUGACUAUGAAGAAAAACUACAUGUGCGCUUAUAAGAAAUUUGGCAACUGCAUGCCUAUGAGUAGUUCGCAGUACCAAUUGAGUUCGGCUUAUUACUACAAGUUUCAAACCAAAUGGCCUUACGAGAUUUUCUCCGCGUCGUACAACGUUCACUUCCCGCUGGUCGAACAUUAUAUGAAGAAACUGAAGGAUCCGAGUAUCGACGGUUUCCAAGCGAAGCAAGGAGAGGCCGGAGUUGUGGCCGCCAUUCAUGAUUACUUCGUUUUUGACAGUGUCGACAUCGACAUUGCAAUUCCCGACCAAGUUAUCAUGCUUGAUCCGGGAUUGCAAGAAAAAGAUGAUGUUUAUCAGAGGAUAGCAAAGCGAUUCGAGACCAUAUUGGAGAGCCUCAGCAAUGUUCCUAUUGGUGUCGCAGAAAAUAAUAAGGAAGUUACGAAUGAUAGCAGUGUAAUAAUUCAGGAAAUUCGUUCGAGAAAAAGGCCUUUCACAGAGGAGCCAGUAGUCUUAUCUAAAGUGCCAAAACUCGACAGCGAAUCCAAUGGAAAUGGAUCUUCAGUUGAUCGAGUUUCCGAUGAACUUUUGGAUAAAUCUCAAUCAAAAGCACUAAAAAGAUCUAAUCACGAAGAUUUAUUCGAAGAGUAUAAUUCAAAAAAGCUAAAAUUGAUUGAUGGACAUGAACAAACGACAGAAGAACAAAGCGAUCAGUUAAUGGAAAUUAAUGGAAUGGAUGUAACAAGUUUCUUAGAAAAUGAAAAAUCACUCGAAGACAUAAUUCCCGUAGUGAAAGAAAUACCACUCGAAGCUACAAGUCCCAAGGAAAAUGAAAAACCACUCGAAGAUAUAAGUCCUAAGGAAAAUGAAAAACCACUUGAAAAUGUUUCUGUUGGAGAAACAAAUGAUCAGCAGAAACAACAUCCUGAGCGCGACUCAACAAACUCGCCGAACGAGGAGACUCAGAACCAAACGCAAGGGCACCGAAUCAGCGAUUUGAUAAGGCGCGCCAAGGAUACAAGUAUCGUCAACGACAACUCCAGAGCUCGCGCCAUUCUGCCGGACAUGAACGACGUUCGCACGAGGCAAACUCGCAUAGCAAUGCUGCAGAUGCGCGAAGAACUGCACGAACUCACGUUCCAGGACAAUCACCACGCUCACGAAUACUUCGUCGUUAAUUCAUGCAAGAUGUAUUACACCCUCAAGUCUACCGACUUGAUCGCCGAGGCCAGAAUUAUCUAUCAGGGAAUGGAACUUCCGCGCACUUUGGUUCCCCUCGAGACGGAUCUGAUCAAUCGUGUGUUGAACGAGAUCAAAAAUUCUGCCAUCUUUCCGAAAAAUCCAACGUCGUACGACAAUUUGAAGAUCGAUGUUGCGCAGCUGAAGCUUUCUUGGAACGACGUUGAUAAAAUUUGCAAAUUUAUCAAAGCUAAGAAUGAAUUCGGUGCAACACUUCACGAAAUAGCGACAACAUUCAGUCACAUCGACACGCUAUCUAGGAUCCUCUCUUUACUCGUGGAAAAACGUAUUGUUUUGCGAGCGGGCAUCGUCACCGUGCGAUAUAUUUAUCAUCGCUCUGUCAAUCCCUGGAUAAUACAUUCUUACAAAAUUCUACGUUUAGAAAGAGAAGCGCAUCAAGCUGUACCCGAAGGAAGUGUAUACGUCUUAGACGAUGGUGAAGACAAUUGGAACGAAGAUACUAAUAAAUGUCUGAACGCUGCAAACCUGUUUUACAGUACUGAUAAAAAUUCUCAGCCUGAAAUUGAAACCGGAUUGUCAGUGUCGACAGAUUUGCCAGAUCUACCAAAAUCUUCCAAAAUGGAAAUCGACAAAACUAUUGAACAUCAUUUGAACCAGGAGUUACCAAAGAAAAAUGAUGUCUCGAAAGAAAAUGAAACUGUGGAAAGCAACGAUGAUGGACAAUCGAAUGCUACUAAUUCUGAGAACAAAGAUUCAACUGAUAAUCACAAAAAAAUGCGUCGUAAUAGAACUAUUCUAUUGAAGCAAAAUGAAAUUUAUCGAGCUGCGAAACUACUAGACUUUAACACUGCCGAAGAAAUAAAAGUAGUUAUAAAACCUUGGAUAAGAAUAGAUGGAGUUGUCAACCGAAGGGUUUUAGAUCGAAUGCUUGGAGCUAUUCUCUGCUACUGUAUGGAAAAACCUGGAUUGCCACUUUCUGAAGUACAAAAUCGAUUUUCACCUGCGAUUCAACCCUAUCAUACCAGAGAACUAAUAGAGAUUUUGAUAAAACUGAAAUGCCUAGAGACAUAUGUGCAACGGAAAUCCAAAGUGACAUUAUUUUCAAAGCCUGCCAGAGUUGAUACAAGUGGAAAUCCAGAUUUGACAGCUGAUAGCAAUACAAUCUUUGUAGAGCCAGCAUUGCAAGCAACCCUGAAGUUUGGCAUGUUUUUAAGUAAUCGAUCGUAUAGUUUAGAUUUUUUGUCGAAUUUAUGAAUUAAGCAAUUUUCAAUUCUGUUUGUUGAGAGUUUUCGUGUUCGUGUUAUCCAAUUUUUUCAAGAAAUUUUAUUCAUUUGUUUCUUAUUUAAUUAAAUUUUUAUAACAAAAUUAUGCUUAAUAUGUACGAAGAACAUUGGAAUUAUUUUAUGAGAAAUAGUUUGAGUAUUAAAAACAUUUUUUAUUUUCAGAACAUUCAGGUUUACAUACUGUUUUUUUUUAUCGUGAUUUUAGAUUAAUUAACUAGGACAAUGCUCAACUAUACGUACUGAUCUUACUAUAAAAUUAUUAAUUGCGAAUUCAGUUAUAAAAGAAAUUGUUCGUAUUAAAAUACAUAUUUGUAAUUGUAAAUUAUGUAAAAAUGAAUACGUUUGUAUAUAUUUAUGUAAUAUGUACCAGC
Molecule: messenger RNA, 7571 nt
Organism: Trichogramma pretiosum
Lineage: Eukaryota; Metazoa; Arthropoda; Insecta; Hymenoptera; Trichogrammatidae
Product: general transcription factor 3C polypeptide 1
Exons: 16
Coding region: 401-7171 (2256 amino acids)
Biological process (GO): 5S class rRNA transcription by RNA polymerase III; transcription initiation at RNA polymerase III promoter
Cellular component (GO): transcription factor TFIIIC complex
Molecular function (GO): DNA binding
Source: RefSeq, a predicted model, not a curated record